Molecule: messenger RNA, 564 nt
Organism: Sinocyclocheilus anshuiensis
Lineage: Eukaryota; Metazoa; Chordata; Actinopteri; Cypriniformes; Cyprinidae
Product: CTP synthase 1-like
Exons: 3
Coding region: 46-564 (172 amino acids)
Biological process (GO): pyrimidine nucleobase biosynthetic process; CTP biosynthetic process
Cellular component (GO): cytoophidium; cytoplasm
Molecular function (GO): CTP synthase activity; identical protein binding
Source: RefSeq, a predicted model, not a curated record
AAGAGCUCGAGCGGCACGUGUAGAUGAGCAGUGAGCACAAGUGUGAUGUGCACUCGUUUAUUCUCGCUUUACAACAACUGCUUUUGUGCUGUAGAGAUCGUUCAACAUCGGUCGCAUCGGGCCGGUCGAGCAUUUUACACUAAAUAUCCAAAUAUCUCCUCAGAUAAUCACCCGCGUGUGAUUGGCAGAAUGAAGUAUAUUCUGGUGACGGGCGGCGUGAUCUCGGGCAUCGGGAAAGGCAUUAUAGCCAGCAGCGUGGGAACCAUCCUCAAGUCCUGCGGCCUACGCGUCACAGCCAUCAAGAUCGACCCCUACAUCAACAUCGAUGCAGGGACCUUCUCGCCAUACGAGCACGGUGAGGUGUUUGUUUUGGAUGAUGGGGGAGAGGUGGAUUUGGAUCUGGGCAACUAUGAGCGUUUUCUGGACAUCAGGCUCACCAAAGACAACAACCUGACCACCGGAAAAAUCUACCAGUCCGUCAUCAACAAAGAGCGCAGGGGAGAUUACCUGGGCAAAACCGUACAGGGUGAGACGGCGGUCUUAUGCACUUUCACAAUGGCCUAG